AUGUCUACUAUGCUUCAGAUCAGAGAUCUCCUGAACCCAGUGACACCGGAACCGUCGGAUGCUUCCUCAGAUGAGGCCUGCAUGCAGAUGUCGCCUGGACGGAUCGCCGCGGGUAGCGUCUCUGUCAGACACCCAGUACGGCCGCGGGAGUGGUCCUCUAAGCCAGGGAAGCAAAGAGGACCUGUCAACUUCAUGCCCUUUGAGGAGGGACUGAGCCCGGCUGUGGUUCAACAGAUUGUACAGUUCCAAGUACGGCCCUUUGGACAGAUCCGACAAUCUUGCGAACACAUUCCAUACAACAGCUCGAAGAAAGACUUUUUCGGAAAGACGGGCCGCGAGAGUAUAGAUGUGCUCAAGUAUGAAUUCCGCCGGCAAGAUGGAGAAAAUCCAGGAGACUUCACGGUCAUGUGGGAUUACGAUGUUGGGCUGGUCAGAAUUACCCCUUUCUUUAAAUGCCUGGGGUACGCCAAGACCAAGCCUUCACAGAUGCUUGACAAGAAUCCGGGGCUGAGAGACAUCACGCCGAGUAUCACAGGAGGAGCGGUUUCAGCACAAGGGUACUGGAUGCCCUUUAAAUGCGCCAGGGCCGUAUGCGCCACCUUUUGCUUUCCCAUCGCCGCUGCCCUCAUCCCACUCUUCGGACCGACAUUUCCAUCAGAGUGUCGUGUGCCUGGUAGCGCUGGCUACAGGGACAUGACCAUCGAUCCUCGGAUAAUCGAGGAGGCGAAGCGGGACGCUCAAGCCUCACGCUCGAUGCGCAUGGAACCGAGCUCUUCAUUUGCUUCUCGGCCCGCUGCAGCACCGAAGCACCGCCAUGUUCUUGAGCCUCGGCCUGACCAGCGGUCGUACGAGAGAAGACCCCCCGGACUCGAGUGCGAGAGGUUGAUGCAGCCGAGCCCGCAGCGCACCCCGUCGUCGUGGAAAGCGGUAAACGCGGUCGCGUCGCCCAUCACGCCCCCCCGAUCCGCGAACAGCCAACGGCCCCUCAUCUCUGGUAACAUGGAUAGAUUCCGGAGUCACCAGUUUGUCGAGGAUGGCCGGCACGGGCUGGUGCUUGCCGCCGCGGGGGAUGACUCUCCCGAGCGACGUCACGCGCACCAGCGCGAGUUUCACGGGCGGGACUACCCGAACACACCGGUCCGCCCGCAUCUCCACGCGGUCGCCGAUGCGUACGGGAUCAAGCGAAGGUUUUAUUCUAAAAAGAAAAGUACUUCAUAA
Akanthomyces muscarius is the source of this 1218-nucleotide messenger RNA. RefSeq lists its product as uncharacterized. The transcript has 5 exons. The record is from RefSeq and is a predicted model, not a curated record. Gene Ontology annotation, molecular function: transcription regulator activity; DNA binding. NCBI's taxonomy places the organism in Eukaryota, Fungi, Ascomycota, Sordariomycetes, Hypocreales, Cordycipitaceae. Gene Ontology annotation, cellular component: SBF transcription complex; MBF transcription complex. The coding region runs from base 1 to 1218 and encodes 405 amino acids.